AUGAUCCUGGGUCCUAUAUCCUACCUGGACUGCAUCGUCUUCUGCGUCUUCCUUGCGCCGCAGCUGCUCAUACACGUCGGACUGUUCGAGACCGUAGGGGUUGCGUUGCAGUGUCUCCCUUUCCUUCUGCUCAAACUCCCCUACGAGUUCAUUCGCGAGCGCUUCUUCGCGGACCCCUCAAAGCAGAGCCCCUUUGUGCAGGUAGCGAGCCCUUUCGAGGAUUUCGUGAUCCGCUGCGUGCGGUAUGCGUUUGCAAACGUGCCGCCCAAGGUCGGCAGGGUGUUCUUCUCGAAGCCGGUGGCGUUGCCGUUUCUAAGGUUUCGGAUGCUAAGGCAUGGUUUUCUGCGGAAGCCGGUACAUUGGCGCGAGCACGUUGAUAAACGAUUCAAGGGCAUCUGGGUUACAAAGGAUCCUACCAAGAAACCGGAUGUUUGUAUCUACUAUGCGCAUGGUGGUGGGUUCAGCAUGGGAUCUUCAUACUUCUAUCUAGAAUUCCUACUGGCCUGGCUGACGUUGCUGGGCGAUAGCGGUUUCAGCAACCCGGCGGUCUUUGCUCUGGAAUACACGUUAGUGCCAGAUGACACGUUCCCGAAGCAAAUGCACGAAGCCAUCGCCGGCUAUGACCACGUGGUAUCCAUGGUGGGCGACGCAUCUAAGAUCUGCGUCAGCGGCGACAGUGCGGGCGCAACCGUGCUCUUGAGUUUGCUUCUGCAUAUAGCAGAUCGGGGGUGCGACAGAGAGAAGAUGGACGAGAGCAGUGCUUGGAAGCUUCCCAAACCCGGAAUGGCUGCCUUCAUCUCGCCGUGGGUCACGCUCGUCUCAAACAGGCGCAAGAAUACAGCAAGCGACUACCUCGACGCCGGGAGCCUGCACCAGUAUGCACGAGAAUAUGUGGGUAAGCAAUCGAGGGCAGAUGACCCGUUGAUAUCACCGGGUAACUGCAGGGACCUGUCUUGGUGGAAGAGAGCCUGUCCUGCAGGAGGCAUGUUUUUCGCAUACGGUGCUGAAGAGGUGUUUGCACCAGAGAUUGAGAAUCUUCUGAAAUUCUUGGAGAAGAACAAGAUCCACGUUGCUAGCAGAGAAGAGCCCGGCGGCAUUCAUGCUUGGCCAGUUGCAGCGCUAUUCUUGGCGAGCUCAACUGAAGACAGACAGAGGGGAUUGAGAAGUAUUGUACGAUACGUUAAAGAUAACAUACCGUCGUAG
Truncatella angustata is the source of this 1203-nucleotide messenger RNA. RefSeq names its product Alpha/Beta hydrolase protein. The transcript has 4 exons. Bases 1 to 1203 code for a protein of 400 amino acids. Gene Ontology annotation, molecular function: hydrolase activity. Lineage: Eukaryota; Fungi; Ascomycota; Sordariomycetes; Amphisphaeriales; Sporocadaceae. The record is from RefSeq and is a predicted model, not a curated record.